Eupeodes corollae is the source of this 2132-nucleotide messenger RNA. Its product is annotated as endochitinase. The coding region runs from base 153 to 2027 and encodes 624 amino acids. Gene Ontology annotation, molecular function: chitinase activity; chitin binding. The record is from RefSeq and is a predicted model, not a curated record. The transcript is spliced from 7 exons. Gene Ontology annotation, cellular component: extracellular region. Lineage: Eukaryota; Metazoa; Arthropoda; Insecta; Diptera; Syrphidae. Gene Ontology annotation, biological process: chitin catabolic process; carbohydrate metabolic process.
CAACUCCAAACGCCAAACGCACCAACCAAACCAGAAUCACAAUAAUUCCAGAGAAACGCAGCGCCCCAACUAACGCCAAGACCCUAGACCCCACAUCCCAAAGCCGAGAGCCCCAAGACUACUCAGAGAGUGCACUAGAACAACAACGCUUGAUGAUAUUUCGUUCUUCCUUUUCGUCGAGGUAUAAAAAGCUCUUCAACCUUUCGAAACGUUGUCAUUUGACUAAGUUACUUCACCUGUUCAAGAUGGUUAAAACCACAUUAAUUAUCCCAUUGCUGCUAUUGGGCUUUGCAUCAGCAGCUUUAGCAUCAGAAGAUCAACCAGCUCGUAUUGUGUGUUACUUCAGUAAUUGGGCUGUUUAUCGUCCUGGAAUUGGACGUUAUGGCAUCGAAGAUGUCCCAGCUGAUUUAUGUACGCAUUUAAUUUAUUCAUUUAUCGGAGUCGAUGACAAGAGCUGGCAAGUUAUGGUCAUCGAUCCAGAAUUGGACAUCGAUCAAAAUGGAUUCAGGAAUUUUACAAAUCUCAAAAAAUCUCAUCCAAAUUUGAAGCUUCAAGUAGCCGUUGGUGGAUGGGCUGAAGGUGGUAAGAAAUACUCACAAAUGUGUGGUGUCAAGGAGCGACGAAUGACAUUCAUUCGGAGUGUUAUUGAGUUCAUGAAGAAAUACAAUUUCGAUGGAUUUGAUUUGGAUUGGGAAUAUCCCGGAGCUUCAGAUCGUGGUGGUAGUUUUGGGGAUAAAAACACGUUCUUGUACUUUGUUCAAGAAUUACGUAGGGCAUUCGAUCGUGAGGGCAGGGGCUGGGAAAUUACUAUGGCUGUGCCAGUGGCUAAGUUUAGGCUUCAAGAGGGAUAUCAUGUUCCGGAAUUGUGCGAACUCUUAGACGCUAUUCAUGCUAUGACUUAUGAUCUGAGAGGAAACUGGGCUGGUUUUGCCGAUGUUCACAGUGCCUUAUACAAACGUCCCCAUGAUCAAUAUGCUUAUGAGAAACUCAAUGUGAAUGAUGGUUUGGCCCUUUGGGAAGAAAUGGGCUGCCCAGCAAAUAAGCUCGUUGUUGGAAUCCCCUUCUAUGGUCGUACAUUUACUUUGAGCAAUUCUAACAAAGACUACAGCAUGGGAACGUACAUCAACAAAGAAGCUGGUGGUGGGGCACCUGGCCCCUACACAAAUGCCAGUGGCUUCUUGGCCUACUACGAAAUCUGUACCGAGGUUAUGGAUGACACCAAAGGAUGGACUGUCAAAUGGGAUGACGCCGGAAAAGUACCCUACACCUAUAAGGGCAACCAGUGGGUUGGCUACGAGGACCCCAAGUCAGUUCAAAUCAAGAUGGACUACAUCAAGGAAAAGGGCUAUGCUGGAGCUAUGACUUGGGCUAUUGACAUGGACGACUUCCACGGCCUUUGUGGGGCUGAAAAUGCUUUGUCAAAAAUUUUAUACUACAACAUGAUCGACUACAAAGUUCCACCACCAACCAGAGAAACAACUCCAAGGCCUGAUUGGGCGAAACCACCAUCGACAGAACCAUCCGCAGACGAAGUAAACAUUGUUCUUGAGCCAACAACAAGUCGGCCAAGGCCGAAACCAAAACCAACAACAACCACUAGCACAACUUCGACUACAAAGCGUCCUGUCACAGCCGCUGCCGCCACAACAACAACCACCGCUGCCGCACCAUGUGCAACAGCAACAACAACAACCCAAAAACCAACAACAAAUUUAGAUCAUGAGGUGAUUGACCAACCUGCUCAAGCCGAUACCGGGGAGGGCGGAACUCAGCCGUCAUCAUCGGCUGAAGAAGUCGACGAAGAAGAUGAACUGUCAAAGAUUGAUUGUUCGACCAGGGAUUAUGUUCCACACUCAGAUUGUAGCAAGUAUUACCGCUGUGUCCAUGGAAAGCCAGUGGAGUUUAGCUGCAAGCCUGGUACAGCUUUCCAUACUAUGACUCAUGUGUGUGAUUGGAUUGAAAAUAAUGAUCGUUAUUAUUGCACAAGACUGAAGAAGAGCGAUUUGGAAAAUGACAUAAGGAGUUAGAGAAUGGCUGUGAGAUGCUUUUAUUUUAAUAUGGGAAAUCUUUAUAAUAUUUUGAAAUGUAUAACGAUGUAAUGGACAAAAAUAUAGUAAUUUUAUGAAAGUGAA